This is a messenger RNA of Melanaphis sacchari, 6238 nucleotides long. Its product is annotated as cadherin-23. The record is from RefSeq and is a predicted model, not a curated record. Gene Ontology annotation, biological process: homophilic cell-cell adhesion. Bases 431 to 6067 code for a protein of 1878 amino acids. Gene Ontology annotation, molecular function: calcium ion binding; cadherin binding. NCBI's taxonomy places the organism in Eukaryota, Metazoa, Arthropoda, Insecta, Hemiptera, Aphididae. Gene Ontology annotation, cellular component: catenin complex; plasma membrane. The transcript has 29 exons.
ACACGUUCGAGUUCAUCACCGUUCCCCAACCGACGAUUGUGAAGUCUGCACGGUCUUCCUGGUCUCAGUCUCGCGCCGCACACAUUUCCCAGUCGAUGCGUGUUCUCUUCUCGCGUUGACUAUGAUAUUUUUUCAGUGCACCGACAAUUGGUUCCUCAGCUUCCUGUGUUUGUGCGGUUGUCUGUAGUGACAAUAUUAUUGUUAUAACUUUACACGGCCACAGAUGACCGAUCUAUGACAUUUGCAGCUAACAAAUUAAGUUUAUAAUACAUUUUUUCGUGGAAUUUUUUGACCUCACUGCAACCGACAAUAAACCGUGGAUUGUGUACCUACCUACAACGGACUUCAGUUAUAGAAACUGGCAAGGUUUAAUCGUAAUAACAUGCCAAGUUGAAAAACGGCAAAUAAUGUCAUCGACCAAGGACAAAAUAUGGUUGUAUAUCGGAAUGGUUGGAAAAUAUAUUGGUUGUCACUAGUGAUUUUAGUACAGUUUUCUGUAGCCAAUAAACCCCCACAAUUUGUUACCGACUGGCAAACCGAAAUUAUUGUUCGGCUAAAAGAGGGUCCUGAGACUCCUAUUGGAAGCCUCAUUUAUCGGGUUCGUGGUAUUGACCCCGAUGCCGAUAAAUUAAUAUUUGGUGUUCGAGAGCCAGGUGAUAAAGUUAUAAGAGUUGAAAACUUUGGGAGAAGUGAAGCUAACAUUUAUUUAAAAAUUGAAUUAGAUCGUGAGACUAAAGAUGAAUAUUCACUUGUGUUGACAUUGACUGAUGGUCACUUGGGAGAUGGAAAUUUUAUUACUCAAAGUUUUUUAUUAAUUGUGGAUGACAUAAAUGACAAUGCGCCUAUAUUUAAGCCAUAUCAAAACACAAUAUUCGUACCUGAGGAUAGUCCACCCACGGUGAUUGCAACGGUCGAGGCCACCGAUGCAGAUGAAGGCCCAUAUGGACAGGUGGUUUACCAUUUACAAGACUCGGAUUCAAUAGAAAGUAGAUUAUUUUCGAUAUCUACACUUAAUGGCCAAGGCGUAAUACGUCUUGUGGGAAGCUUGGAUUAUGAAAAAACAUCGCUACAUCAAUUGAAAAUCUUGGCUGUUGAUCGUGCAACCGUUGAGAAGAGAAAAACCGGUACAGCUGCCAUAUUUGUAAAAGUACAAGAUGUUGAAGAUCAACCUCCCGAAUUCAUUGUUGUAACACCAGUAGCAAGAGUAAGCGAAGAUGCGCCACCAGGGACAUCAAUAAUUCAAGUAAAAGCAAUUGAUGGAGAUCGCGGUAUAGAUAAUCGCAUUGUGUAUUCAAUCACUCGUGGGGGCAAUGGAAUGUUACAAGUUGAACCAAAUUCUGGUAUUGUUUACACAACGAACAUUUUGGAUCGAGAGGAUCCGCUUAUUAUUAAAACUGGUGCCAUUAUUAUUGAGAUUAUGGCCACUGAAGAAUCGAAAAACGUGUUUCCUAAUCCUUCAACAAAGACGGAAGUCACCGUAAUAGUUACGGACGUAAAUGAUGAAACACCGACAUUUCGUAGUCCUCAAUACAUUGCCGAAGUUAACGAAAAUUCCCAACAAAAUACUCCUGUAAAUUUUAUUGGAGACUCAAUACCCCAAGUUUAUGAUUACGAUCAAGGUAAAAAUGGAACUUUUCGUUUACGAAUUCAACAAGGACGAAUUGGAUACUUCGAUAUUACACCUUCCGAAGGUAUAAAUGAAGCAUCAUUUUUGAUUCGAGUGAAUAGGACAGCUGAUUUAGACUAUGAACUUGUUAAAGUUAUUAACUUUACAAUUGUUGCUAUUGAAACAAUAGCUAAAAAUCCAAAAUAUAGCGUUGUUCCCGUUUCUGUUUACAUUCGAGAUGUUAACGACAAUUACCCAGAGUUUUCACGUCCUAUUUAUGAAGUUUUUGUAUCUGAAAAUUCUGUAUCCGGUAAAACUAUUGGGAAAGUUGAAGCCACUGAUAAAGAUUCUGGUGUCUUUGGAACAAGCGGUAUACGGUAUACAAGUAUAAGAGGAAGUUGCGCUGAUUUUCUUAAGUUAAAUGCAGAAUCUGGAGAAAUUAUAAUAAAAUCUGACAGACCUGUAUUUGAUCGAGAACAAAUAUCUAAACACUUUUUAACAAUCGAAGCACGGGAUGAUUUAGGUUUAGGAAAUAGGAAUUCUGUUCAGUUAAUAAUCAAUGUAGAAGAUGUUAAUGAUAACUCACCACGAUUUCUUUCUUCAAAAUAUGAAACACGACUUAAAGAAAAUCAUCUGCUUUUUGAAUCUCCAGUCACUGUGGAAGCAAGAGAUUUAGAUUUAAAUGGUACAAAAAAUUCGGAAAUAUCAUACCGUAUAUUGCAUUCCGACUAUCCAGUUGAAUGUUUUUCAAUUGACUCCAUUACUGGUGUUCUAAAACCAAUAAGACCAGUAGACUUUGAAAAGCUACAAAAUCGGAAAAGUACUAACAAUAUUAACGGAAAUUUGAGACCAAUCAACUUGGUGAUUCAAGCGCAAGAUCACGGAUUGCCAUCACUAUCCGAUGAAACUCAUGUAAUUGUAUAUGUAGAAGACGUUAACGACUUUGGACCAAAAUUCGAAAGCAGUAGUUAUGAAACAAUAAUUUCUGAAGAUUUAGUCGGCGGUAGCACUGUAUUAGAAGUAAAUGCUUGGGAUGAAGAUGGAUCCGCUCCAAAUAACGUUGUAGUAUAUAGACUUAGUAGUGGAGCAGAAGAUAAAUUUGUAAUCGAUGCAUAUUCAGGAGUGAUAAAAGUCGCACAUGGAGCAUCUUUAGACCCAGAUAAGACUCAACCAAAGACAUAUGCAUACUAUUUAGAAGUUGUGGCAAUUGAUGGAGGGAUUGGUGAUCAGCAACUUAGUUGUAUUGUUAAUGUAACGAUAAAAAUUCAAGAUGUAAAUAAUAAACCCCCGUUUUUCAAAGAAAUGGAACCGGUUCACAUGAAUGAAAACGAAUUGGUUGGUAGCGCAAUCACAAAAAUUGAAGCAGAAGAUCCAGAUGCAAAACCGGUGUUGAGAUAUAAAAUUGAUGUGAAUGCUUCAGAAGCAAGAAAUGAAGAUGGAGUGAUCGUUAGACCUACAGAUUAUGAUUGGCCAUCAGCAUUUGCUUUAAAUCCCGUAGAUGGAUAUCUAAGAGUAGGCAAAUUACUUGACAGAGAAAAAGUUGAAACUAUCCGGUUGGCAAUCGUCGUUGAAGACAUAGCUGCAGUUAAUGGUAAACAAAUGGUUCAAACUAUUUUAAUUGUCCAUGUUGAUGACGAAAAUGAUAAUGACCCAGUGUUCCGUCAAAAGUUUUAUAAAAGAACUGUGAUGGAAAACAGUCAACCUGGUGUACCUAUCAUCACCGUAAUGGCAGACGAUGCCGAUAAAAAUAGAACAAUUCAUUAUUCAAUAGAAGAUUCAUCAAUGGAUGCUACAGAUUUAAUUAGACUAGAUCCUGAGUCUGGGGAAAUUGUCGUGGCGGGUCGUAUUGAUCAUGAGCAAGUACAUUGGAUAAAUUUUACUAUCCGAGCAUCAGACAGCGGAGUUCCAGUACGGUCUUCGUUUGCAGAUGUUAUUUUACGCGUGAUUGACGAAAAUGACAAUAAUCCAUAUUUUGUUGAAGAUACACCCACCAACAUAACAAUUCCAGAAAACACUCCAAUUGGAUCAUCGAUAGCUAUAAUUACAGCAAUGGACGCAGAUUCUGGCGAUUUUGGUAAAAUAACAUAUUUGUUGGAUCGUCUAUCAUCGCAGGGGAAAUUCACAAUUGAUACAAAUAACGGAGUAUUGAAAGUAGCCGAUACGUUGGAUAGAGAACAAACAAGUACCUAUAAUUUAAUUGUUGAAGCAUGGGAUAAUUAUCAGUUCGGAUACAUUUCCGGCGAAAGUCGGAACGCCUUCAAACAAAUUAUGGUGAUGAUAUCUGAUAUAAACGACAACGCUCCGUUAUUCGAUCAUUUACCUUCCGAAUGUGUCAUUGUCACAGAGUUUCAUACCGUUGGCGAUAUGAUUUUAUUGAUAAAAGCUACAGACGCAGACGAUCCAACUACAGCUAAUGGUCGAAUAAUGUUUUCUAUCGAAGAUGGGAAUGAAAGAGAGUUAUUCGGUUUACAUAACGUUGAUUAUUGGUCGGGUCGUUUGUAUACAACUUCGUCGUUAAAAAAUCUCUAUGGAAAUUACAGUCUUCUCAUUCGAGCACAGGAUGGUGGUGACCCUCAAAAGUCAAGUUUAACCACUGUAAACGUUUGUGUUACAGACGUCAAUGAUAAUGCUCCCCGUUUCGUGUCACCUCCAUACAAUGUAACCGUUAGGUUACUUCAAAAUAUGACAAUUGGAAGCUCGGUAAUUACAGUGAAAGCUAUUGAUGACGAUGUCGGCCAAAAUGCAGAAGUAAGGUAUCGUCUUAAACAGGAUCUAAUGGGUGAUUGGAAAACAUUUAUGGUAGAUGAGACUACUGGAUUAAUCACAUUAAAAAAAUCAUUAAACAAAGAAAUCCAAAAAAUCUAUCAGAUUCGUAUAGAAGCUUAUGAUCUUGGUAUACCAACACCUUUAUCAUCUGAUUUAGAACUUACAAUUCACGUGCGUAGUACUAACGACUUCCAACCUAGAUUCUUGAUUGACGAGAUCACCGUCAAUUUCACUGAACACCGUGAACCAGGAUCUGAAUACUGGCAACUUAUUGAUACAGUUGAUCGAGAAGAGUUAAAUGAUUUAGAAAAAACACCACCUCCGGUUUGUUACUAUGUGAUUUUUGGAAACGAUGAAAACCGAUUUAUUGUUGAACCUCUUAACCAUAGAAUUUCUGUUGCUUAUGAACUCGAUCGUGAAGUUAAAGAAACUUACGAACUAAUUGUGAAAGCUAGUGAAGAUUGUUUGCAUUCUCCACCGCCGAGUCACGGUUUUAUUCAAGAUGAUGAUAGUUUACUUAAAGUUUUGGUUUUUGUUAAUGAUAUAAAUGAUCAUGCACCGGAAUUUGUGAAAAGAGUAUUUACCGGUGGCGUAACUACUGAAGCAGAUUUUGGUACAGAGUUUAUGCAAAUAAAGGCAACCGAUGCGGAUAAAGGAAACAAUGCUGAAUUGUCAUAUUACAUAGUUCCUGGUUCUUUGGAAGUAUCACUAGCUGAAGGAUUGGAUAGUAUACAAUAUCCCCCAUUUUUGGUGGACAUUGCUACGGGAGUGAUAUUUUUAAAUUUUGAUCCUCAAAAAGGAAUGAAAGGUUACUUUGAUUUUCAAGUAAUGGUUAAUGAUACUGGUGGGUUAUACGAUACGGCACGAGUACUAAUUUAUUUAUUGCGCGAAGAUCAAAGAGUCAGGUUUGUUGUGCGACAGAAUCCAUCACAGCUUCGAGAGAAAGUUGAAAUAUUUAGAGAAAUUUUAGGAAACGUUACUGGAGCUAUAGUAAACGUUGACGAGUACAAAGUUCACGAAACCCACGACGGCAGAGUAGACAAAACAAGAUCAGACAUGUACCUACAUUUUGUCAAUCAUAACGAUAAUUCUAUUAUGGAAGUUCCACAUGUGUUGCGAAUUAUAGAUGAAAAUAUCGAGCAUCUAGAUUCUUUGUUUAAAGAGUUCAACGUACUCGAUACACAAGCAGCUGAACCAGAACCAUUGCGUCGAGCUUCAAUGAAAGACGACAAUGUGAUUUGGAUGUGGUUGGUCGGUACUACAUUUUUCUUGGGGUUAUUAUUAAUAGUCGUCGUGUCUAUUUGCUUGUCGCAACGUUCCAACUAUCGUAGACAACUCAAAGCGGCUACUAUAAACGCAUUUGAUCCUAGAACGUCCGAUCAUAUUAAUUCAGCUGCAAUCGGUGGACGUGUACCCAAUACGAACAUGCACAGUGUGGCGGGGUCAAAUCCUAUGUGGAUGCAAGCAUAUGAAAACGAAUGGUACAAAGACAGAGAGACUCUAAGUCAAACGUCGGAACGUGACUCUUUGGACGAUAAUACUACUACCAGUACAACGUCGCCCCAACCAAUAGAGCGGUCAACGACUACAUUAUUUAUCAAAAGUAACGAGUGCAACAUACACACGGACAGUACUGAUAACUUCUACGAACGGACAAGAAUUACGGUGAAGAACUUGGAAACUACAGAGUUAUGACAUUCGGUUAAACAAGUACGAUGAAGUAACUGCAGUUAAGGAUCAGCUAAGUUCCUUCGCGCUCAAUACACGGUGACCCAACCGGAGAAUAUACCAACAACGAUUAUUAUUUUUUUUUCACAUCAUAUAUCUAAUAUACAAAAUAUAUUAUAUUUAAUGUUUUAAGGCUGA